AUGUUCAAACUCAACCCCGUUGCAGGCCUGGGCGCAAGGCUGUUCCCGAAAUACACUGGCCAUCAAAACUCCAUAGUCAAGAGGAUUGUGUGGCCAAGUACCCCUCGAAACGUCCUCAUUGUAAAGAAACCGUGGCAUGACAAGGUCCUCAACGCUACAAUCACCUUCAUCAAACACAUCCACAAAAAUUAUCCUUCGGUCAACGUCAUUGUCGUCCCGGAAGUGGCCGAAGAACUAAACUCUCUUAACCAAACCACUCUGAGGACAAAAUACCCUUCUCUCGUCCCUUCAACAUUGUCUGGUAAUGCUUCCCCAUCUGCAAAUGAACCUAUCCCCAUCCACACUGGUCCAAUCUCGGAAAUCGUCAGCAAAACUGACCUUAUUGUCUCUCUUGGUGGUGACGGCACCAUUCUACGCGGUGUAUCCCUCUUCUCCAACACCAUAGCUCCGCCGAUCCUCUCCUUUGCCUUGGGAACCCUAGGAUUUCUCCUCCCCUUUGAUUUCAGGAACCAUGAAAUGGCGUUUGCAGAAUUGUACAACUCAAAAUCAAUCAUGCUUCGAAGAGAACGGAUCGAAUGUCACAUUGUCAAGGCACAUGCAGACUCGAUGGAAUUGAACAAACAAAGACAGCUUCUUAAUGACUCGCUCAUUGACUCAAACUCUAAUGACUCUCUCUCCACCACAGAACAAGUGGAGAGGCUAAAACGUCUUUCCGCAGAAAUGGACGCCCCUUUUGACAGAGUAUCAAUUACUUCUGAGAUUAAAGACCAAAUAAAAAACCUGAAAAUUCAUGCCAUGAAUGAUAUAGUGUUGCAUCGUGGUUCAUUACCAGGCUUACUCAAUUUAGACGUUUACAUCAAUGGGAACUUUUUGACAAGAACAACAGCAGAUGGGUUGAUCUUUGCCACCCCAACAGGCUCAACGGCGUAUUCCCUAUCCGCCGGUGGCUCCAUUGUCCAUCCAACCGUAAAGUGUAUUCUCUUGACACCAAUCUGCCCCCGUUCUCUAUCCUUCCGCCCCUUGAUUCUACCUUUGAAUUCCCACAUUCUAAUCAAAGUCAUUGGCAAAGACUCGAUCCAGUGUGACUAUUCAAAAUUCAACGCAAAGAUGAGUAUAGACGGUAUACCACAACUUAGGUUGAUCCCCGGGGAUGAAAUCCAUAUUAUCAGUGAAUCCAGGAGUAGAAUAGACCCGCCAGGAAUAGAUAUGGACCACAAAACCGGGGUCUGGUGUGUGGUACAGUCAAAGGGCGAUUGGGUGAACGGUAUAAAUAGCAUGUUGGGCUUUAAUUUGGGAUUCAAAUCAAACUCAAAUUCAAAUACAAGUACAAAUACAAAUACAAAUACAUAG
Messenger RNA from Pichia kudriavzevii, 1350 nucleotides. RefSeq lists its product as uncharacterized. Bases 1 to 1350 code for a protein of 449 amino acids. Gene Ontology annotation, biological process: NAD+ metabolic process; NADP+ biosynthetic process. The record is from RefSeq and is a predicted model, not a curated record. The transcript has a single exon. NCBI's taxonomy places the organism in Eukaryota, Fungi, Ascomycota, Pichiomycetes, Pichiales, Pichiaceae. Gene Ontology annotation, molecular function: NAD+ kinase activity.